Messenger RNA from Aethina tumida (small hive beetle), 2457 nucleotides. Its product is annotated as protein eva-1 homolog C. The transcript is spliced from 9 exons. Bases 208 to 1821 code for a protein of 537 amino acids. The record is from RefSeq and is a predicted model, not a curated record. Gene Ontology annotation, molecular function: carbohydrate binding. NCBI's taxonomy places the organism in Eukaryota, Metazoa, Arthropoda, Insecta, Coleoptera, Nitidulidae.
UCGUGUGGAGACGAUGUCGGUCCGUACACCAGUUUGCCGCAUUUAACACGCUCGCGCGAGGCCGAUGGGAUUUCAAAUACCUCUGCGACUAUGCCAUUUGCCCGUCACCAAUUUAAAACAGUCGGUCAGUUUUGAUUGUGUUUAUUAUUGUGAGAUGUAAUUGCAUUUUUUCCUGUGUUGGUUCAGUGAUUUGACAGUGGCAUAAAAAUGACUUGGAUCCGAUAUUCGGUUACGAUCGUCAUCUUGCUGGGAGUUUGUCUUGUGAACGCUGACAAUUUAGCUCUGUUAUCAGGAACGCUCCGGACUUAUCAGAGGGCGGGAUGCGAUGAUGACGUGGUUACAUUGAAAUGUCCACGUGGAACGAGCAUCGUCAUCGACAUUGCACAAUAUGGAAAAUCGGCGCCGACGAAGAAUCCCUGCGAACCCAAGUCCACAACCUCGACAAUACCGAAGACGUCCUACAACUACAACGUCUCCUGUUUGUGGUCGAACACCUUGCAGAGUAAAUGGGACGAAGUAGCCCAAGGAACAUGGGGAAGAUAUUCACUGUUGCAGACGGUCGUUGAGGCAUGUCAGAAGAAAAGGCAGUGCAAAUUCCAAACUAAUCCAAAAACAUUCGGAGGGGAUCCUUGUCCGGGAGUCAGGAAAUAUGUGGAAGUUGCGUAUAAAUGCAGACCAUACGAGUUCCGAAGUAAAGUAGCCUGCGAAAACGAAAAAAUCCAGUUAAAGUGUAACCCUAAUCAAAGAGUGGCGGUGUACAGCGCGAGUUACGGCCGCACGGAGUACGAAUCUAUUCAAUGCCCGCAACCUCAAGGCGUACCAGAGGAGACCUGUUUGGUUAGCUACGCGACCGAAACUGUAAUGCACCGAUGUCACGGGCAACGUAGCUGCGAAUUAACAGCAGACAGCAGCACUUUCGGCGAGAUCUGCAAAGACAACUCUCGGAAAUACUUAAAAGUUGUUUACACUUGCGUUCCGCGGAAGGUGUUAAAAGAAAAAUACGAGGCCAGAUCAGAGCCGGAUGAAGCGGACACGGAUCAGGAUCAGGAAGACGAAGACGAUUUCGAUACUUACGAUGCUGGCAAUGAGUUUAUGAGGGAAUCGGCUGCGUCGCCGCCGGCGCCAAACAAUGAGGGGAAGAGCGAUAAUUUUACCAAGGAUUAUCCGUUUGCCAAUUCGAAGAAUCCGUCGCACAGCAGCAACGGUCUUGAUUUUGCAUCUUACGACAAUCCCCGAUAUCGAACUAAGAGCGUUUAUCGCAACGGGCCCGUUUUGCGGGAAAAAACAAAAGAGAUGCAGCCAGAUAGAGAGCGUAGACGAGAUCCGAACUGUACUAUAACAAUUUACGCCGGAUCGGAUACAGGGAAAAGGUCUAGAGUGGUUGGAUUUAUCUCGGAGUGGAUUAACGCAUACACAUUCCUAUCACAAAACCAAGAGCGCUUCUACUUAUAUCUCGUGGUGAGCAUCGGCGCAGGUCUGUUGAUCCUGCUCAGCUUCAUAGUAGGCCGUCUCCUCGUCCAAAUGCACAGACAGCGCUCCGAAGCCAAGUUCCAUCAGACCAACAUAGACGACCAUUCGCUACCGAACGGCUUCACCGACGACAUCAGCGAAGUAGACGCAGACAUAGAUUUCACGACACCCCUCCCGAUGGCGGUGCCGACGGUGACGGUCCAUUCGCCGGCGACGGUGGGAAGUGUGGCCGAGGUUGUACGGUACCCGUUGGUACACUCUCACACAAUCAGACGCGGCCCGCCAGCCGAUUGUGAUGCACCACCACGCAGCUUAAGUACUGGCUCGAACACGCACUACUACUAUGGAUGACCCGGAUGCCCGGGCAGAGCGCCGCAGUCCCCCACAUCGUCUACGUGCCCGGGCCAACGUACUUAUUGCUUUUAGUGUGAGAACAGUGCCAUAGACACUUGUGCAUACAUAAAGUGAACGAGACCAAAGAUAUUUUCACCUCUAGAUUCUUGUCAAAGAUACCUGGUAAUUUUAUUUUACAUCGAUCACUUCAUUUUGGAACGUUGUCGUCGUAUGAAAUCCUCUUUCCUGUAUUUACGCGAUGUACACUUUACGUUGCCAUUACUUUCCCGCUUGAGUUUCUCAAAGUCAAGAGGUCGAUGCUAAUUACUGGACCUUUAACUGUAACUUAUUUAUAUUGAAAUAUGUAUAAAAAAACUGUUUGCGUAAAUAAGGUCGUCUUAAGGAAAGAUUUUCUUACAUCAAAAAUAAUUCCGUCUGGGAUUAAUUACCAUUAAUGUUAAUCAAAAGUACUAAUCAGAGGGAAUUAAAGCAUAUGCUCUUACUAAAUCUUAUUUAUUUAGUAUUACAUAUUGUUCAUAUACUAAAACAUCUUUGAUAUGGAGAAAACAUAUGUUAAAAAUUAAUGUAAAAUAUUAUUAUUCUUUUGUUUAUUAUAUACAUUAAGUGUUUGUAAAAUAAAUAUAUGAUUACGAA